This is a messenger RNA of Durio zibethinus, 3628 nucleotides long. RefSeq lists its product as uncharacterized. Gene Ontology annotation, molecular function: protein binding; ATP binding; protein kinase activity. The record is from RefSeq and is a predicted model, not a curated record. NCBI's taxonomy places the organism in Eukaryota, Viridiplantae, Streptophyta, Magnoliopsida, Malvales, Malvaceae. Gene Ontology annotation, biological process: protein phosphorylation.
UUAACAAAAGAUCCUUUCUGAACUAUCCAAAUAAUGUCAUCUUUUCUACUACCAUUCAAAGUCAUGCUCUUCCUCGUACUUGUCUUGCUUCACUCUUCCUCUCUUAUUGCUUCUUCAUCCUCCAUUGCUGCACUUACAAGAGGUAAAGAAGCGGAAACUCUUCUAAAAUGGAAAGCUAGCCUUAAUAAGAACACCCAAACUUUGCUCUCUUCUUUGUGGGUUGGAGAUAGCCAUUGCAGCUGGGUUGGAAUUACCUGUGACAAGGCUGAAAGCAUCACCAAUCUAAGCCUUCCAGAUUAUGGGUUGAGAGGUACACUUCAUAGUCUUAACUUUCUUUUCUUCCCUAACCUGACGAGGCUUAACCUUCGUAACAACUCACUGUAUGGGCCCAUUCCCUCACACAUUGGCAACCUUCCCAAGCUCACCUUCCUUGAAUUGUCAUACAAUAACCUUUCGGGGAAUAUUCCAUCCGAAAUUUGCUUAUUGAAAGGUCUUGAGUUGAUUUCCUUAGCAAGUAAUGAGAUCAGUGGUUCCAUUCCAUCAGAGAUAGGGAGGCUGAGUUCAGUUUCCGAGAUCUAUUUCUUUGAUAACUAUCUAUGCGGUUCAAUCCCUGCUUCCCUAGGAAACUUGACCAGUAUAUCCACUCUCCACCUUCAUCGAAAUAUGUUUUCUGGGUCGAUACCUCAAGAGAUAGGGAUGCUUAAAUCUCUCGCCGACUUUGCGUUGAGUUAUAAUAAUUUCUCUGGUUCAAUCCCUGCUUUCAUAGGAAACUUGACCGGCCUAUCCACUCUCUACCUUGGUCAAAAUAUGUUUUCUGGGUCGAUACCUCAAGAGAUAGGGAUGCUUAAAUCUCUCACUGACUUUGAGUUGAGUUCUGGUUCAAUCCCUGCUUUCAUAGGAAACUUGACCAGCCUAUCCACUCUCUACCUUGGUCAAAAUAUGUUUUCUGGGUCGAUACCUCAAGAGAUAGGGAUGCUUAAAUCUCUCACUGACUUUGAGUUGAGUUAUAAUAAUUUCUCUGGUUCAAUCCCUGCUUUCAUAGGAAACUUGACCAGUCUAUCCACUCUCUACCUUCAUCGAAAUAUGUUUUCUGGGUCGAUACCUCAAGAGAUAGGGAUGCUUAAAUCUCUCACUGACUUGGAGUUGAGUUAUAAUAAUUUCUCUAGUUCAAUCCCUGCUUCCAUAGGAAACUUGACCAGCCUAUCCACUCUCUACCUUCAUCAAAACAUGUUUUCUGGAUCGAUACCUCAAGAGAUAGGGAUGCUUAAAUCUCUCACUGACUUGGAGUUGAGUCAAAAUAAUUUCUCUGGUUCAAUCCCUGCUUCCAUAGGAAGCAUGUCGAAGCUUAUGACGAUAUAUCUUCACUAUAAUCAUUUAUCAGGGCCAAUUCCUUCAACGCUCGGCAAUCUUACUCAUUUGCAAUCAUUAGAAUUAGGAGAUAACCAUCUCAGUGGUCCAUUACCCAAAAAUUUAUGCAGGGGUGGACAACUCGCAAAUCUUACGGCUUUGAACAACAAUUUGACGGGUCUUAUCCCACCAACUUUGAAAACUUGCAAAAGCUUGUACAGAGUUAGGCUUGAAGGAAACCAGUUGACAGGAAAUAUAUCAGAAGCUUUUGGCAUAUAUCCUAAUUUGAAUUAUAUUGCAUUAAGCAACAACAAAUUUUAUGGUGAACUAUCGCCAAACUGGGGGCAAUGCCAUAAUCUAACAAGCCUACGAAUCUCCGAUAAUAACAUUUCUGGAAAGAUACCACCUGAGCUGAAGCAUGCAACUCAAUUGCACGAACUCGAUGUCUCUUCAAAUCAUCUCUUUGGUGAGAUUCCCAAGGAAUUGGGAGCAUUGACAUUGAUGUACAAACUUUUUCUAAGCGGUAACCAACUUUCAGGCAAAAUUCCACCAGAGAUUGGAGUUCUUUCAAAUCUACAAUAUCUUAACUUGGCAUCAAACAAUUUGAGUGGACCGAUUCCUAAUCAACUUGGAGAGUGCUCAAAGUUAUUGGACCUGAAUUUGAGCAAGAAUAAACUUGGAGAAAGCAUUCCACUUUCAGUAAGCUACAUAAAUGGCCUUCAAAAUCUAGAUUUAAGUCGGAAUUUACUUACUGGGGAGAUACCACAAGACCUUGCAAAAUUGCAUUCCUUGGAAAUAUUGGACCUUUCUCACAAUAUGCUCAAUGGUUCCAUCCCAAAUUCUUUUAAUGAUUUGAAAAGCUUGACUGUUGUGAAUAUAUCUUACAAUCAAUUAGAAGGCCCUAUUCCUAACAGUAAGGCAUUUCAUGAGGCUUCGUUUGAUGCCUUAAGAAACAAUAAGGGACUAUGUGGUAAUGCCACUGGACUAAUGCCUUGUGCUGUCCCUGCUACUAGCAACGGUCAUAGAAAAAGCACCAAAGUCAUCAUUUUCAUUGUGCUUCCACUCUUUGGUCUUCUUCUUUUGCUCUUUAUCAUGGCUGGAAGUUUCAUUAUUCUUUGCCAAAAGAACCAAACCAGAAAAUCUGAGUCAAUCGAGGCACAUGGAGAUUUUUUCACAUUGUGGGGAUACAAUGGAAGAAUACUCUAUGAGAACAUUAUUGAAGCCACUGAAGAUUUCAGCUCCAACAAUUGGAUUGGUUCAGGAGGCUAUGGAGCUGUUUAUAAAGCUGCGCUACCCAUUGGUGAGGUGGUUGCUGUGAAGAAACUUCACCAAUCUGAAGAUAGCAUGACCAAGAACUUGAAAGCCUUUGAAAGCGAGAUUCAUGCUUUAUCAGAAAUAAGGCAUCGUAACAUUGUGACGCUGUAUGGCUUUUGUUCACAUCCAAAGAACUCAUUUUUGGUUUAUGAGUUUGUAGAAAGGGGAAGUUUGAGAAUGGUGCUAAGCAACAAGGACGAGGCAAUGGAGUUGGAUUGGGAGAAGAGGCUUAAUGUUGUAAAAGGAGUGGCCAAUGCCUUGUCUUACAUACAUCAUGACCAUUCACCACCUAUAAUUCAUCGAGACAUUUCCAGCAACAAUGUUCUUCUGGAUUUGGACUAUGAGGCUCAUGUCUCAGAUUUUGGCACAGCCAGGCUUUUAAAGCCCGACUCUUCUAAUUGGACGUCACUUGCUGGCACUUUCGGGUACAUAGCUCCAGAGUUGGCUUAUACAAUGAAAGUAGACGAGAGAUGUGAUGUUUAUAGUUUUGGGGUGCUAACAAUGGAAAUACUUAUGGGAAGACAUCCUGGUGAUUUGAUUUCAUGUUUGUCAUCAUCAUCGACAUCAACAUCAACAUCAACAUCAACAUCAACAUCGAUAUUGACACCAAAUGACAAUCAACUGAUUUUACUUAAAGAUGUGAUAGACCAACGUCUCUAACCACCGGUAAGGCAAGUUGCAAAGGAUGUUGUCUUUACUACAAAGCUAGCAUUUGCAUGCUUGAAUGGCAAUCCCCAACUUCGGCCAACCAUGCGACAAGUUGCUCAAGCCCUUAUCCGUCAAUCACUUCCAUUGCCCAAUCCUUUCUCAAUCAUAAAAUUAGGAGAAUUGUGGGAUCAUGAAGUCUACAAUGGCUAAUAUUAAGGUGCUAACAAUUUGAAUAACAAUUCUAAGCACGUGUAUUUACUUCAAUCUGUUGUUUUUCUCUUUUUUGUAUUGAAAAUGUUUAAGUACUAUUGUAAUAAAA